This is a messenger RNA of Myripristis murdjan (pinecone soldierfish), 2471 nucleotides long. RefSeq names its product protein eva-1 homolog A-like. NCBI's taxonomy places the organism in Eukaryota, Metazoa, Chordata, Actinopteri, Holocentriformes, Holocentridae. The transcript is spliced from 6 exons. The coding region runs from base 746 to 1330 and encodes 194 amino acids. The record is from RefSeq and is a predicted model, not a curated record.
GGGAGAGAGAGAGGGAGGGAGAGAGGGAGAGAGAGAGACGGGGUGGACGAGGGGAAUGACUGAAGAAUUGAAUUUGUCUCUACUUCAUGCUGCUGGAAAGAGAGCGAGAGAGAGAGAGAACAUGAGAGAAAGUAAAGAGGAGAGGAAGACUCGCACUGUCGCUCCUGUGUUUAUUGCCCGCUGCUCUAAUGCAAAGUGACUGUGGGUUUAGCAACACAUGACUGAACUGAAAGACUCGCUUUCCACUGUUUCUGGGUGGCUUUAGCAUGCCUCCGCUCUUUUUGAACAUUUUUGUGUGUGCUUGAUUAUUUUGUAAUUUUUUUUUUAUGCGUUGGAGCCUAUCUGACUUUUGGAGGGAGGACCCAGAGGAACUCUACUUUCAAUUACACCACUGUGGUUUAUGUUUUGUUUUUAUUGUAUUUUUUUCCACAAGAAAGGACAGCAGAGACAGAGGACAGGACAAGAGAACAAAGGAGAGGAGAGGAGAGGAGAGGAGGAGAGGAGAGGAGCGCUCCAGAGGGAUCCGGCAUUAUUGAAAUAUCCCAUGAAGGAAAACGAGAAGCGGUUGGAACGAGCAUCACUGCUGAUUAACCAGAGGGUGAAGGAUCGUUCUGGACUGUCUCCAGGACUUCAGCAGCGAUAGAGAAACCAUGAAGUGUGCAGGAGUGUGAAGUCUGCUGACAAACACAAACAAGUUUUACACUCUGGAAAACAAGAGGAAGGGAGCACGACUUCCUCUGACAUCAUGAGUGCUCCGCCUACGGGAAGCCCAAAUAUGGAGGUGGAGGUGGUCUCCCAGGAGAUGGCGUUGCUUAGCAACCUGCUGGCAGCUUACACCUUCAUUGCAGACCAGCCAGAGAGGACGGCGCUGGUGUUCCUGGGCGGCGUGUGUGUCGGCCUCUUGGUCACACUCUGUGCCAUCGUCUUCCAGAUACACUGUCGAGCCGACUGCCACUAUGGCAACAGCCAGCAUCCUCACCAUCGCCGUGGCAACAGGCAUCACCAUCGCCACCUCCACCACCACUGUCCCCGCCAUCAGCCCGGCGACAGUAACCCUGACAACAACAACAUGGCCGUUGUUGUUGCCUCUGGGGGGGCGGGGCCUGGCGGGGAGAGCGAAUCAGAGGACUGGGACGAUACGUCAGAUCUGUCGGCACGGCGACGGAGACGCUUUGAAAGGGCUCUGCUGCACACCAGUGUCUUCACUUCAGCUGAGGAGCUGGACCGAACCCAGCGGCUGGAGGAGAGGGAGAGGAUCCUCCGUGAGAUCUGGAUGAACGGACAACCAGACAUCAGCACAGUCAGCCAAAGCCUGAACAGAUAUUACUGACAGAUGGCACACACACAGAAACAGACAGACUUUUGCACAGAAGGGCAGACUAACGGAAAGCAGAUGGACUGAUGCAGGGGAUGACAGGAGAGUAAACAGGUAGACGGGUUAGGUAGACAGAUAGGUGGACAGACAGACCAAGCAGGCUCAGCAGAUACAUAAAUAUGAACACGGACCAAAGGGAGACACAGACUCUAAGUGACAGCAGUGCCUGGAGGACAGUCCACUGUGUAAACAACAAGGAAAAUAUGCGGAUCAGUCCUCCAGUAUGGGACAGGACUGAAAUAUCUGGAAGAGAAAAAUGCCCUGAUGCUGUGAAAAAACACAGUGGAGCCCCUGGUCACACCUGCUGCAUCUGCGUGUGUGUGUGUGAAAGAUCAUAAAAGCCGGUUGCAAGUUUUUCCACAAAUCCAACUCUACCUGCAGACCUGUGAUGUCUUACAAUGUGUAAGUACUGUCAAAAAAUGACUAUUAAGUAAAAAAAAAAAAAAAAAGUUUAACGAUACAGAUGUUUUUAUAAGAUUUUUAAUCAAACGUUUCUAAAAGAUGCUUAUGAGAGUUGAGGAAGCAGAGGGAGGCUUUAAGUCCGGUGGCUUAAUCUGCAGCUGUUCAUGUUCAUGUAUUUGUGAGUGUACGGGUUCAAAUCCUGCUCUUCUCUCAGCUCAUAUUUGGGUGAAUUAAUGCAAUAUACUCAAGGGACAUGGACUAAAAAUAUCUUUAAAAUGAAAUAGAAAAAAAGAAAAAAGCCCAGAUGAGCCGAGAGGCAGAUGUCCAACUUCUACUUUGUGAAGGAGGACAAAAGCCUGUGCACAUACACAUACAGGAAAUGAACGAGGAGCUGCUUGUACUCAAUAAAUUAAACUGAAUGCUUCCUAAGAAAAGACUGUGGUAAAACAGUUGAUAAGAAAUAGUCUUGGAGAUCAGGUGUAAUUCAACAAGUCGUGUUUUAGUGUAAUCGGUGGGAUGCUGCAGGUGUUUAUUUGCACAUUUCAACCAGACAGGUUCAAACUAAUAUUGGGCUCUUACACUUGAUCAGGAGAGUCGGUCAUUGUGUUUGAAAGGAUCAUCCUGGGUUUCAUUUUGAUCCGGGUCUUAAUGACAUGAAAUAUAGGCUAUAAUCAAAUUAAAUUCCUUGUUUUUA